ACAAAAGUGGUGUGUGGUGCAGAAGAUGCCAACGCUAUUUUUGAACAGUUUCAUGCAAGUCCAACAGGAGGACACACUGGCCAGAAAAAAACCAGGGAUGCAAUUUGCAGGCGGUUCUUCUGGCCUGGUAUGACUAAAGACAUCGACAAAUGGGUGUCAGAAUGUGCAAUGUGCCAGUCAGCUCAGCGGCCAAUCAAACAGGAAGUUCAGUAUACUCCUAUAAAGGUUACCCAACCGUUUGAGCUUGUGGGAAUGGACUUAAUUGGGAAACUGAAAAAAACUAAUCAUGGAAACCAAUACAUAUGCGUCAUGAUCGACUACUUUACCAAGUGGCCGCAAGCAUAUGCCAUAAAGACAAAAUGUGCUGAUGAGGUCACUGAGCAGAUUUUAAAGUUCGUCUAUCAGUUUGAGGCACCAAAGAGGAUACUCACUGACCAAGGACGUGAGUUUGUAAAUGCGGUUAACAAGAGUGUGUGUGCCAAACUGGGCAUCCUCAGAAGCCUUUGCGCUCCCUACCAUCCACAGACCAAUGGUUUAAUUGAAAACAUGAACUCAACCAUUCAAAAGGCUCUCUGCAAACUUGUGGGAACAAGACCUGACACAUGGGAUGAGUAUUUGGAUCCUGUAAUGUUUGCCCUUCGGACCAAGAAGCAAGUUACAACAAAAUAUUCCCCAUACUUUUUGAUGUUUGGGAGAGAAGCCCGCUAUCCUGUGGAAAUUCCAGAGAACUAUGAGCUGGAUAGCACUGUGGAGGAUGUUGUUGGUGAGGAGAACAUUUCCAAAGCCAUUGAAGAGAUGGAUGACAUCAGAAAAAUAGUUUUGGAGAAUGUCUCCAAAGCACAAAACACAACAAAGAAGCGCCUAAAGUCUUUGGGGAAGAGUAUUGAUUUUGCUGUAGGCGACAUGGUUCUGAGACAGAACAUCAGAAGCCAGCAACGGAAAGGUGGAAAGCUGGAGGCCAACUUCCUUGGGCCCUUUACAAUCAUUGCACUUGCCGGCAAGAGUGCUGAUCUUCAAGGGGAAAAUGGCUCUGUUCAUAAAAAAGUCAGCAUUGACCAUCUGAAACCCUUUAAGCAGUGUGAUGUAAGGGUACCACAAAAGAUUGUAUCCAGUGUAUCCAAUGUAUCCAGUUCCCCAGCAUCUGCUGCUCCGCACAGUUCCCCAGCCUCAACCACAGAAGCAUCCGCUGCUCCUCACAGUUCCCCAGCAUCCGCUGCUCCUCACAGUUCCCCAGCAUCCGCUGCUUCCCACAGUUCACCAGCCUCAACCACAGAAGCAUCCGCUGCUCCUCACAGUUCCCCAGUAUCUGCUGCUCCGCACAGUUCCCCAGCCUCAACCACAGAAGCAUCCGCUGCUCCUCACAGUUGCCCAGCAUCCGCUGCUUCCCACAGUUCCCCAGCAUCCGCUGCUCCUCACAGUUCCCCAGUAUCUGCUGCUCCGCACAGUUCCCCAGCCUCAACCACAGAAGGAUCUGCUGCUCCAGCUGACACAUGCCCUGCAUCAUCAGAAUCAGCAAAUGAAAACUAUAAAGAAACAGAGAUUGCUAAAUAUGUGAAUGAGGUGUGGUCUGGAAAAUUCCAGAAUGCUUCUGUGAUAUUAUCCAAGAUUGGACCUUACAAGCUAUUUUGCUGGGACAUCGCAAGGCUUGCUCCCAGCCAAGAGCUUCAGAGCGAGGUCAUCAAUGCAUAUCUGACAGUGCUCAUCAAAAAUCACAACAAGAAGAAUGUGGACCAUGCUGCUGUGAUUGACACAUAUGAAAUGAAUCGGAUAUGGACCAAAAAAACCUCAAGACUGAAGAUGGAGCCGUUACAUUACAAGUUCAUACUUGGGAUUAUUAAUGAACACCACCACUGGAUGUUAACGGUAAUUCAUCCAUCAGAGAAAAGGUCUCUGUUCUUGGAUCCUCUGGGAGAAUCCCAUGAAAAGACCAAAAGAUGCCUUGAAGCAACCAGAGCAUUUAUGCGAAAAAGAGGCUGUAACGUGUCCAGGUGGGUGUGUGGCACUCUUCCCCAUGUGAACCAGCAGGAUGGAGUGUCAUGUGGUGUUUUUGUGUUAAAGUUUGCUGAGUGUAUUUUGGAAGGAAAACCUCUUCAGUUUGACAACAGCACAACAGCAAUGAACACCGUGAGGUUCCAGAUUGCAACCACUCUCCUCAAAGAAUCUGAAACACUCAAGAACCUCUGCCAUCACUGUGGCUUCCAAGACACUGACGAUCCACAGUGGAUUGCUUGUGACAACUGCGGCAGAUGGUACCACCAUGGCUGUGUCAAAAGUCCCCCACUACAAAAAAAGUACUUUUGUGAUGUCUGUGUGUCAUUUCUUUUUUAG
This is a messenger RNA of Melanotaenia boesemani (Boeseman's rainbowfish), 2328 nucleotides long. RefSeq lists its product as uncharacterized. Lineage: Eukaryota; Metazoa; Chordata; Actinopteri; Atheriniformes; Melanotaeniidae. The record is from RefSeq and is a predicted model, not a curated record. The transcript is spliced from 14 exons. Bases 130 to 2328 code for a protein of 732 amino acids. Gene Ontology annotation, biological process: DNA integration; proteolysis. Gene Ontology annotation, molecular function: cysteine-type peptidase activity; nucleic acid binding.